Messenger RNA from Pseudopodoces humilis (Tibetan ground-tit), 585 nucleotides. It is a transcript of the gene EMC4, whose product is annotated as ER membrane protein complex subunit 4. The record is from RefSeq and is a predicted model, not a curated record. Lineage: Eukaryota; Metazoa; Chordata; Aves; Passeriformes; Paridae.
GUGACGCGGCGCAGACAUGGCGGCGGCAGCAGCGCUCCGGAGCCGCCGGUUCAAGUGGUCGCUGGAUCUGGGGGCGGCGCCGGGGGCACGGCCCCGCGGAGCCGCCGAGGGCCGCGGCCCGCUCGGGUUCGCAGACCGGCAGCUGGGGGAGGGCGGCGUCCACGAGAGCGACAAGAUCCUCAUGGAGAAGCGCUGCUGGGACGUGGCUCUGGCACCGCUGAAGCAGAUCCCCAUGAACCUGUUCAUCAUGUACAUGGCCGGCAACACCAUCUCUAUCUUCCCUGCCAUGAUGGUCUGCAUGAUGGGCUGGCGCCCACUGCAGGCCCUCAUGUCCCUGUCUGCCACACUGAAGGCCCUGGAGAGCUCAAGCCGGCGGGCACUGCAGGGUCUUGUGUUCCUGGUGGGCAACGGGCUGGGGCUGGCACUGGCUCUCUACAAGUGCCAGGCCAUGGGGCUGCUGCCCACCCGCCCUUCCGACUGGCUGGCCUUCGUCACCCCCCCACAGCGAAUGGAAUUCACUGGGGGGGGCCUGAUCUUGUGACCCUCUGCGCCCACCCACCAAUAAAGGCAGUGGCAGGAUGGUGA